Penicillium soppii is the source of this 516-nucleotide messenger RNA. RefSeq names its product glycine decarboxylase subunit H. Gene Ontology annotation, biological process: glycine decarboxylation via glycine cleavage system; protein lipoylation. The record is from RefSeq and is a predicted model, not a curated record. Gene Ontology annotation, cellular component: cytoplasm; mitochondrion; glycine cleavage complex. Bases 1 to 516 code for a protein of 171 amino acids. NCBI's taxonomy places the organism in Eukaryota, Fungi, Ascomycota, Eurotiomycetes, Eurotiales, Aspergillaceae. The transcript is spliced from 3 exons.
AUGUCCGCCGUCGCUCGCGCCAUUCGUCCCUUUGCCUCUCGGGCCCUUGCCCAGAAGCCCAUUGCUCCCAUCUGCCAGGCUUCACCCGCUUUCCGUUUCCCGCGGGGAACCAGGAGCUUCUCCCAGAGCCCUCUCUCCCAGCUGAAGAAGUACACCGAGUCACACGAAUGGAUUGAGCUGGCCGACGGCGGAAAGACUGCCAAGAUCGGUAUCACCGACUACGCUGCCCACUCCCUGGGUGAUGUCGUCUACGUCGAGCUUCCCGAGGAAGGUCUCGAGGUUGCUGCCGGUGAGCCCGUCGGUGCUGUCGAGUCCGUCAAGUCUGCUUCCGAUGUCCUCUCGCCUGUCGCCGGUAAGGUCAUUGCUGGUAACAAUGUCCUCGAAGACAAGGCUAAGACUAUCAACGAGAGCCCCGAGGAAAAUGGUUGGAUUGCUGAGAUCGAGGUCGCUGAUGUUGCUGAGCUCGAUGCCCUUCUUGAUGAGGCUGCCUACAAGGCCACCAUCGAGGAUGCUUAG